This is a messenger RNA of Myiozetetes cayanensis, 6520 nucleotides long. RefSeq lists its product as uncharacterized. The record is from RefSeq and is a predicted model, not a curated record. The transcript is spliced from 2 exons. Bases 4845 to 6356 code for a protein of 503 amino acids. NCBI's taxonomy places the organism in Eukaryota, Metazoa, Chordata, Aves, Passeriformes, Tyrannidae.
GGAAUCCUACGCUAAAAUUGCCAAUCUGACUCGAAACUUCAAGAUGAACAAAGAUUCCUCCUAGACAAGAGGUGCAAUGAGAGAAAGAUCCUGCUGCCCAUGGAUUAUCCAGGCUGGCCCAGAAACUGAACUUGAGAAUCUGAGGGUAAGCACACCCAUUCCCGGGAGAAAGGGCUGUCGUUCGCUUGCUGGAGUGCUGCGCUGAAAUUGCCGAUCUGAAUGCCAAAAUUGAAUACGAACAAAGGUUUCUCCCAGACAGAAGGUGGCUGGGCUCCUGCUGCCCGUGGAGUGCCCAGAACAGCCUAAAACCCAGGCCCUUGACUCUGAGGGUAAGCACUUUCUUUCCUGGGAGAAAGGGCCGUCAUUCGCUUGCAGGAGUCCUGCGCUGAAAUAGCAAGUCUGACUAAUGAAUCUAAACACCGAUGAAGAUUUCUCCCAGGGAGAAGGUGGCAAGACAGAAAGGUUCUGCUACCCAUGGAGUGGCCAGGCUGGCCCACUAACUACACCUGAGACCCCCAGGGUAAGCACUUUCUUUCCUGAGAGAACAGGCUUUUGUUUGCUUGCAGGAGUGCCGCACUGAAAUUGCCAGUCGGACACCAAAAUUCAAAACGAACAAAGAUUGCUGCCAGACAAAAUACGCAAGGAGACAAAACUCCUGGUGUCCAUGGAGUGCCAAGGCCAGCCCACCAACUGCACUUGAGACCCUGAGACUAAGCACUUUGAUUCCUGGGAGAAAGGCUUGUUGUUCACUUACAGGAAUCCUGCACUGAUAUUGCUACUCAGAGUCCCAAACUGACUACAAAUGAAGAUUCCUCCCAGACAAGAGGUGCCAUCAGAGAAAGCUCCUGCUUCCCACAGAUUUCCCAGACCAGCCCACCAGCUGCACCUAAGCCUCUGAGGGAGCCCUGCGCUGAAAUUCCCAGUCCAACUGCAAAAAUUGAAGACAAACAAAGAUUCCUCCCAGACAGAAGGUGGCCGGGCCAAAAGCUCCUUGUACCCGUGGAGUGCCCGGGUCGACCUACAACCCAGACCUUAAAGCCAAGGGUAAGCACUUCCUUUUCUGGGAGAAAGGCCUGUUGUUCGCUUGCAGGAAUCCUGCACUGAUAUUGCUUCUCUGACUUCAAAAUGGAAUAAGAACAAAGAUUCCUCCCAGACAAGAGGUGCCAUCACAGAAAGCUCCUGUUGCCCAUGGAGUGCCCAGGCUACCAUACCAACUGCACUGUGGACCCUGAGGGUAACCUCUUUCUUUCCUGGGAGAACGGGCUGUUGUUCACUUGCAGGAAUUCUGUGAUGAAAUUUCUAGUCUGACUCCAAAAUUGAAUACGGACAAAGAUUCCUCCCAAUCAAAAUGUGCAGAGAGAAAGCUCCUGCUGCCCAUGUAGAUCCCAGGCUGGCCCACAACCUGGACAUUUUACCCUGAGGGUAAGCAUCUUCUUUUCUGGGAGAAUGGCUUGUUGUUUGCUUGCAGGAAUCGUGCACUGAAAUUGCCAGUGCGAUUCCAAAAUUAAAUUCAGACGAAGAUUCCUCUCAAACAGAAGGUGGCUUGACAGGUAGCUGCUGCCGCCCAUAGAGUUCCCAGGCUGACCCACCAAGUGCACCUGAUACCCCUAGGAUAAGCACUUUCCUUCCUGCGAGAAAGGGCUUUUGUUCGCUUGAAGAAAUCCUGCGCUGAAAGUGCCACUCUGACUCCAAAGUUCAAUACGAGCAAAGAUUCCUGCCAGACAAAAGGUGCAAGGACAGAAAGCUCCUGCUGCCCAUGGAGUGCUGAGGAUGCCCUACCAACCUGGACAUUUUACCCUGAGGGUAAGCACGUUCUUUUCUGGGAGAAUGGCUUGUUGUUUGCUUGCAGGAAUCCUGCAAUGAUGUUGCUACUCGGACUCCAAAAUUGAAUAAGAACAAAGAUUCCUUCCAGACAAGAGGUGCCAUCGCAGAAAGCUUCUGCUGCCCGUGGAGCGCCCAGACAGGCCCACCAACUGCAACUAAGCCCCCGAGGGUAAGCGUUUUGCUUUCCUGGGAGAAAGGGCUUUUGUUUGCUUGCAGGAAUCCUGUGCCAAAAUUGCCAGUCUGAAUGCCAAAAUGAAAUAUGGACAAAGAUUCCUCCCCAGUCAAAAUGUGCAGAGAGAAAGCUCUUGCUGCCCAUGUAGAUCCCAAGCUGUCCCACAGCCUGGGCAUUUUACCCUGAGGGUAAGCACUUUCUUUCCUGGGAGAACGGGCUGUUGUUUGCUGUCAGGGGUGGACCAGAAGAGGCCUACAGAGAGUGGCGAGAGAUGCAAAAGAACUACAAAGAAGGCUCAGAAGAAGAGAUCUCUAUCGAAGUCUCCUAGUAACUGCAGCUGCGCAGAACUGCUUGGGACCCAGCUACAAGGCCGCAGCCUUGCAGCUUUUGCAGAUUCCCAUGUCUCUGCCCCCAGGACAAUCCUUCCAUUCUUCCCUAAGCUCUCCCUUCCCCUGGCGUGACCAGACAUAUUCUAUGCAGCCUAUCCCUCCAAGUUCACUUAUCACUAGCUCACGGGAUUUGAGGUUCCCCAGCAAGAAACCCACCUCUAUUCCUGAACCUUCUGUAUCCCCCUGUAUAUAAAUUGUCUUCUUGUUUUAAUAAACGCCAUUUUGUGGGUCACAUACACUUGUGUGUGUGUCCUGUUUCCCAUACAAGAUGUGCCACUGGGUCUGUCGCGGGACCGAACCCCACCCGCGAUAAAUGGCGCUCUGAACGUGGAGCUCGAACUCAUCUUUCUUAUAUUAAGAGAGAUCUUGGCUCCCGUGAGCUACUGAUAGACUUGGAUUUCCGGAGUCCGGUCUAUCCCAAAGACCCCACUCACAGAAGCCACGAGUGGGCUUUGCCCACUCAGUCUUCAGCCGCUGUUACUGCGAGAAACCAGCUGCGUGAGACCCCGGUGCUGGGACAGCCCGUGCCGAGCGAGAGGAACCGGGACCGUGCGCCGCUGCCACCCGAGCAGCGCAGCUGCCCCCCCACCCCUGCCGCCCGGGCAGCCGCCGCUUUGGACGGCACCACCACGCCGAGCCGCCGCGGAACCGCGCCGCGCCGGGAACCAGCGCCCAGCCCCCCUCCACGCCGGGACCCCAGCAGUGCCUCAGCGGAACCGCCCAGGCUCCCGCGAUCCCCACGCCCCCGCACACGCCGCUGGGAAUCGUAGUCGCAGCCCGCUCCAGCGUCAGACUGCGUUUGGAGGACCGCCUCGCUGAAGAUAGCCUGUGAGUGAUCCCAGAAUCCUUUUCUUUUACUUUCAAUAUGGGCAACACACUUUCCAACUCAGAAAAGCAGUUUUAUAAACGCAUUAAAGCCAUACUACUCUUUGAGGGUCACCCCAUAGAUAAAAAGUCCCUCAAAGCUUUAACGAAAUGGCUUUCCAAGAACAAGCUCAUUUCCCCAGAUUUAUUAACCUAUCGGCGGUGGUACAAGCUAGGAGACACGCUGGGACAUGCCUUUGAACAGGGCGAUAAAAAUGCAGGUCUCUCUCUCAUGUCGUGGCGUGCCAUCCUUCCACAUUUGAAAAACCAGAGACAUGCCAAAAGUAACGACGAGAGCCCUACUCUUCCAUCCAAAAAGCCUGAAAAAACUACCAAACCCUGCCCACCGCCCUCACAAGAUGGCGCUGAGAGCCACCCCCCCCACCCUAAAGCGCGUGAAACAGCUAGACACGCCCCCACCCCGGGAUGAGGUCAGCGCACAAAGUGACUCUAGCCCUGACUCCACGCCCCCUCAUUCCCCGAGACCACGCAGCGCCCGCCCCGGGGGGAGGAGCCGGAGGCUGCGUUUCUCUGACUGCGCCCAUGGAUCCCAUGCCGCGAGUAGAAACCCUGCAACAACAGACACUCCAGCCGGUAGCAACACAGGCUGUGACUCCCCUACCGCAAGCAAUAAGUGGCAGGGUCCGAGAAAGCAGGCAGAAGAUGCAGGGGACUUGGAAUUACUGAAAGUUUUCCUGAUUUUCCGAGAAAGCAAUUGGGACCCCGAAUGGGAACCGGUCCCAUACCCCAUCCUACGGGACGCGAAAAAAGCGGUUACAGACUAUGGUUUAAAUUCUCCUUUUGUUUCUGGAAUGCUAGAUUCCUUAUUUGCAGCAUACACCCUGACACCAACUGAUAUACGGGUAAUUACAAAGGGAUUUUAAACCUAAUGCAGUAUUCCCUCUUUGAACAAGAGUGGAAAAAACUCAUAAGGCAAUAUGCUGAGAACUCACACCAUGCACUGCGAGUGCCUGUGGAAGAUUUAAUUAAUGAAUUGUACGGGGAGGGUCCCUACUCCUCCAGCAGAAUGCAGGCAAGGAUACCCUUCGGCAGGCUAGAUAAAACAAAAAGCCUGGCUUUAGAAGCCAUCAAGGCUGUGGCAGAGGCCACAACCACUUCUCCUUCGUUUGCACACAUACAGCAAGGCCUUAAAGAACCCUUUUAUGACUUUGCUACCAGGCUGAGGGAAGCAAUAGCUCGGCAAGUGAAACCUUUAGAGGCCCAAGAUGCCCUGUUUAUCCGAUUAGCUAUAGAACAGGCUAACCGAGAUUGUCAGCCUGUUCUCCGUUCCUUGGUGAACCCCACACCCAUGUCAAUGAUACAAGCCUGUAAAGACGUUGGCUCAAGCAAAUAUGAAAGCAAAAUAAUAGCAGAUGCAUUGAUUGAGGCAGAACCAGUCAGAGUACAAGCCAUCACAGAAGCAAUUAUGGAGGCACACAGAGCUAAUAGUGUGUGCUACAAAUGCCAGCAGGCAGGACACUUUACACGAGACUGCCCUAACCCAGAUCCUAGCCCCAAGUUUCCUAGGACCCUGUGUCCCAUAUGCAAGAAGGGGUAUCACUGGGCACGCUACUGCCGCUCCAUUUUCAACAGAGAUGGGGAGCCAUCCGAGCCAAGGGAUGAGGAUCACCUUAGCCAAAGCUACCAACACAAACACAAUGUGCCUUUCCCUCGACAGCGUGAGUCAUCCUUUUAAAAGCUGUCUCGUGGGUAUACCUGAGUGGAACAGGUUUAUCCAAAACACUUCCCUUGUAGAUAAUUUCCUUCCUUCCCCAGACACUAUUUCCCAAACUCUCCUACGUCUAGGUACCCUAGAUACAGAUCCCCAAGAAUUAGAUCUCUUAGGCUCAUCUGUAGCUACCACUUGCUUUAGCUUCACACCCACUACUAAUCGCCUUACCCUAGAACCUAACAUAUCCCCCAACUCUUCCAUCUAUACUAUCACCACCGCAUGGUGCAAUUACUCCCAACCUUACCCUCUUCCCACUGAACGUUUCUUUAGACCCACAAAACUGCCUUCCACCUACUUUCUUAUCUGUGGUGAUAGAACGUGGCAAGGCAUCCUGAAAAAUCCAGUGGGAGGACCAUAUACCAUUGGAAAACUUACUCUGUACAACCCAGCUAAAUUGCAAAUAAUCAGGAACCAAAUUUCUGACAGACCCAAACUCAUUCGAAACAAAAGAUCCUACAUUUUAAUGCGCACCAAAUCUAGACCACUCCCAGUCGCGCCUGAUUCUAAACCACGGGCACGCAAAGUCCCUCAAAACAAUCCAACCAAAGAGGAUAAACUAAACAUCCAUGUUCCACCAGACUGUGACCCCAAAUUUCAAACUUGGUCCCAUACUCAGAGAUUCUGGGGUAGUUUUCCACUUGCCAACAUUGGUGCAGCCAAAGCCCUCUCCACUCUAGCCCACAUAGCCUGCUGGAUGGCCAGCGAAGCCAAUGCCACUUCCCUUGCCAUUGGGAGCCUGCUAGCAGACACUCUGAAAAUCAAAGAAGCUACUCUCCAAAAUAGAGCAGCCAUUGACGUUUUACUUCUUGCCCACGGCCAUGGUUGCCAAGAAUUUGAAGGGCUGUGUUGUCUGAACUUCUCAGACCACUCUGAGAGUGUGUUCCAAAGCAUCAACACUCUAAAACAACUGGUUAAUGACAUCACCAUAAACCAAGACAAAGGUUUUUCAGGUCUCUUUAGCUGGCUUCACUUUCCUUCUCUUUCUGAUUGGGCCAACAAGAUUGUUAAAGGAAUCAUUUUGUUUCUAAUUAUCACUUUCUCCAUCCUUGUCUUCCUUCUCUGUCUAAUUUUUUGUGUUAAAAAAUACAUAACUAAAAGUUUUUCCCAAGCUUUUCCAGUCUUGAAAAACAGAGAAGGGGGAAAUGUCAGGGGUGGACCAGAAGAGGCCUACAGGAGUGGCGAGAGAUGCAAAAGAACUACAAAGAAGGCUCAGAAGAAGAGAUCUCUAUCGAAGUCUCCUAGUAACUGCAGCUGCGCAGAACUGCUUGGGACCCAGCUACAAGGCCGCAGCCUUGCAGCUUUUGCAGAUUCCCAUGUCUCUGCCCCCAGGACAAUCCUUCCAUUCUUCCCUAAGCUCUCCCUUCCCCUGGCGUGACCAGACAUAUUCUAUGCAGCCUAUCCCUCCAAGUUCACUUAUCACUAGCUCACGGGAUUUGAGGUUCCCCAGCAAGAAACCCACCUCUAUUCCUGAACCUUCUGUAUCCCCCUGUAUAUAAACUGUCUUCUUGUUUUAAUAAACGCCAUUUUGUGGGUCACAUA